UCUUACAUUUAGUAGAAGCAUGCGUUACAUAUUUUAUACAGAUCACUACUUAUGGAAUAUAAGAUCUUAGGCCUAAAGUUCUUUGUUCUUUGAUUUAGAAAAACCAUGUAAUUGGCGCUUUAAAAUUCCAAAUUUUGACACCUGCAUCUCAAGAAAAGACUAUUUUCUUUCCGUUCUGAAGCCAUGAAAUUGCAGUGUGGUUUUCCAUUGUUGCUCCAACAAUUCAAAGCUCUUUUCAAAAAGAACGUUUUGCUUUCAUGGCGAAACAAGAGAGCUACCUUUAUUCAGCUAUUUGCUUCCUUCUUCUUCAUCUUCCUCAUGUUUUGUAUCCAAAUUUCUAUCAAUAUUCGCAUGUCUCAUUCCACCUUCUUCAAACACUUGGCUGACCCCAGGCCUCUAAAUUCUCCUCCAAUACCGCCCUGUGAAGAUAACUUCUAUGUCAAGCUACCCUGCUAUGACUUUGUCUGGAGCGGAAAUGGAAGUGCCAGAAUUCGCCGCAUUAUGUCUGCAAUCAUGGCUAACAAUCCAGGAAGGCCAAUUCCUUCCAUAAAGGUAAAGUCAUUCAGAACAGCAGUUGAAGUAGAUGAAUGGCUUUAUAGAAAUCCAAUGUACUGUUAUGGAGCUUUGCAUUUCAUGGAGAGAAACUCUUCUGUGAUUAGCUAUGGAAUUCAGACUAAUUCAACUCUUUUACCAAAGAGAGGAAAGUUUGAAGAUCCCACUUUCAAAUUUCUAAUCCCACUUCAUAUUGCAGCAGAGCGUGAGAUUUCAAGGUCUCUCAUUGGAGUUCAAAACUAUAGCUGGGCUUUUGGGUUCAAGGAAUUUCCACAUCCUCCUCGGAAUAUCCUCUUAGGAAUGAAUACAGCAGGAUCUCCGUUUUCAAUGAGCACAGUAGGACCUCCAUUUUUCCUUGCAGUGGUUAUGUUCGGUUUUGUAUUUCAAAUGACUUCUUUGGUGACAGAGAAAGAACUAAAACUUCGGCAGGCAAUGACUUUGAUGGGCCUCUAUGACUCUGCAUAUUGGUUUUCAUGGCUAGUUUGGGAGGGAAUUCUCACAUUUAUCUCUUCACUCCUCAUAGUGCUCUUUGGCAUGCUUUUUCAGCUUGACUUCUUCUUGAACAACAGCUCCAUUGUUUUAUUUUUUCUCUUCUUCUUGUUUCAACUCAAUAUGCUUGGCUUUGCCUUCAUGUUAUCAACCUUCCUAAGCAAGUCAACAUCAUGUACAGUUACCGGUUUCUCAAUUUACAUCGCUGGCUCUUCCAUUCAGUUUGUUGGAGUAUUUGGAUUUCCAUACAUGUCUAAAUUCUCUCAACUAUGUCAAAUCAUUUGGUCAUUCUUUCCACCCAAUCUUCUUGCUAAAGCCUUGUGGCUACUCAGUGAUGCAACUUCUUCUCCUGAAGAUGUCGGCAUCAGCUGGAGUGGUCGAGCAAUGUGCACUCCCAAUGAUGAGUACUGUGUGAUAACAAUUAAUGAUAUAUAUAACUGGCUGCUAGUUACUUUCUUUCUUUGGUGUGCAUUGGCAGUCUAUUUCGAUAACAUUUUCCCAAACGACUCUGGUAUGAGAAAAUCAGUGUUUUACUUUCUAAAACCUGCAUACUGGAUAGGAACAGGUGCAAGCAAAGUGGAAGAGAGUGACAUUUGUAGUUGCCUAGAUUCAAUCCCACAAGAUAAUCAUAUUCAUCCAGAUAAUGAAGGUGUCCUUGAAGAGGAAAACAUUAUAAAGGAACAAAUUAUUAAGGGUGUAGAUAAUCCAAAUAUUGUGGUUCAGAUACGGGGUCUUGUAAAGACUUAUCAUGGGACUACGAAAGCCGGUUGCUUCAAAUGCAAGAAAACUUCACCAUACCAUGCUCUCAAAGGUAUAUGGCUAAACUUUGCAAAAGAUCAGAUAUUUUGUCUACUUGGAAUGAAUAGAGCAGGGAAGACCACAACAUUCAAUUGUUUGACUGGAAUCACACCUGUGACUAGUGGAGAUGCGUUGGUAUAUGGCCAUUCCAUACGAAGCUCUAUUGGCAUGUCAAAAAUCCAAAAACUGAUGGGGGUGUGCCCUCAGUUUGAUAUCCAAUGGGAUGCAUUAUCUGGUCUAGAUCACCUUCAUCUCUUCGCAAAAAUAAAGGGCCUACCUCCAUCUUCAAUCGAUUCAGUCGUUGAAAGGUCUUUAGCUGAGGUGAGACUCACUAAGGAAGCAACAGUGAGAGUUGGCAGUUAUAGCGGAGGAAUGAAACGUCGUCUAAGUGUUGCAGUAGCCCUUAUUGGUGAUCCAAAAUUGGUCAUCUUAGAUGAACCUACAACUGGUAUGGAUCCAAUAGCAAGAAGGCAUGUGUGGGAUAUUAUAAAGAAUGCAAAGAAAGGGCGUGCAAUAGUCUUAACAACACAUUCAAUGGAAGAAGCUGAAAUCUUAAGUGACCGGAUUGGAAUAAUGGCAAAUGGCAGGCUUCGUUGCAUUGGAACCUCAGUCAGAUUGAAGUCACGAUUUGGAACUGGUUUUAUUGUUAAUAUCAACUUCAACAGACAGAUACAAACUCCUAGAAAAGAUGUUGCUCUUUCUACUCAUGAUCUUGAGGCUGUGAAGCAGUUCUUUAAACAUCAUUUGGAUGUUUGCCCGAAAGAAGAGAAGAAAUCCCUUUUGACAUUUUCUAUUCCUCACGACAAAGAGACGAUUUUGCCAGACUUUCUGACUGAACUCCAAGACAGAGAAAGCAAAUUUGGCAUAACAGACAUUCAAAUUGGCCUCACACCUCUUGAAGAAGUUUUCAUGAACAUCACAAGGCAGGCAGAACUCGAAAACGCAAUGACAGAAGGAAGAUUUGUUACUCUUAAUCUAACAACAUCUGGAACUUCAGUUGAGAUACCGGUGGGAGCUAGAUUUGUUGGGAUUCCAGGAACUGAAAGUGAAGAGAAUUCUAAAGGAAUUAUGGUUGAAGUUUUCUGGGAACAAGAUGAUUUUGGUGAGCUCUGCAUAUCUGGCCACUCUGAUGAAACUCCAAUACCACAUAAUAUUGAAUCAUUAAUACCAAUUAUAGCAAAAUGUUCUUCAAGGAAAAUGCCAGGCCGAGGAGUAGUGCUUGAUCACAAUAUGAUCUUCAAUAAGAAUUUUCAACAAUAGGAUUAACCUUCAAAUUUAUUUAUAUAAUUAGUAACUCCUUCACUUUUGUUGUCGUUUAACAAUUGAAGAUGCCAUGUAAAGUUUACUUAUA
Molecule: messenger RNA, 3190 nt
Organism: Humulus lupulus (European hop)
Lineage: Eukaryota; Viridiplantae; Streptophyta; Magnoliopsida; Rosales; Cannabaceae
Product: ABC transporter A family member 2-like
Exons: 16
Coding region: 184-3099 (971 amino acids)
Biological process (GO): lipid transport; transmembrane transport
Cellular component (GO): membrane; intracellular membrane-bounded organelle
Molecular function (GO): lipid carrier activity; ATP binding; ABC-type transporter activity
Source: RefSeq, a predicted model, not a curated record